UAUACAAAUACAAAGACUGAACAUUUUGGUAAAGAGUAACAAUAACAAUACCUACUUGUUUGCUUAUACAUAUGGAGGAAAGGGAUGAAAUUAUCCUUGUUCUUCAUGUCUUAAUUUUUCUAGUUGCACUUUUUUGGUACAUUUUUGUAAGAAGGAACCGAAGGUUUAAAGCUAAACUCCCUCCGGGCACACUCGGAUGGCCUUAUAUCGGUGAAACACUCCAACUGUAUUCGCAAGAUCCAAACGUCUUCUUUGCUAAGAAGCAAAAAAGAUAUGGUGAGAUUUUUAAGACCCAUAUUUUGGGUUGUCCUAGCAUCAUGUUAGCUAGUCCAGAGGCAGCCCGAUUCGUGUUGGUUAAUCAAGCUCACUUGUUCAAGCCAACAUAUCCCAAAAGCAAAGAGAAUUUAAUAGGCCCCUUGGCACUUUUUUUCCAUCAAGGGGAGUAUCACACUCGGAUAAGAAAGCUAGUCCAAGGUUCCUUUUCACUUGACAAUCUCCGGGCUUUGGUCCCAGAUAUUGAAGCAAUCGCGGUCUCUGCCUUGGAGUCAUGGGUAGGUGGCCACGUGGUUGAUACAUUUCAUGAAAUGAAAAAGCUGUCAUUUGAAGUUGGAAUACUCGCUAUAUUCGGACACUUGGAUGCCAGACACAAAGAUCAACUAAAGAAGAACUACAGCAUAGUAGACAGAGGUUACAAUUCUUUGCCAAUAAAGUUACCAGGCACCCCCUUUAAAAAAGCUUUCUUGGCUAGAAAACGGCUGCAGAAUAUAUUAAGAGAAAUCAUUUUUGAGAGGAAAGAAAUGAAGGUAGCAGAGAGAGACCUUCUUGGAAGUCUUUUGAAUUCGAAAGACGAAAAGGGUGAAAUUCUGAGUGAAGAUCAUAUAGCUGAUAACAUUAUUGGAGUUCUGUUUGCGGCUCAAGAUACCACGGCCAGUGCAUUGACAUGGAUUCUUAAAUACUUGCAUGAUCACCCAAAACUUUUAGAGAUUGUGAAGGCUGAACAGAAGGCUAUCUACCAGCUUAAUGAUGAUGGAAAUCAUCCCUUGACAUGGGCCCAAACUAGAAAUAUGCCAGUCACUUGCAAGGUGAUAAUGGAGAACCUGAGAAUGGCAAGCAUCAUAUCGUUCACAUUUAGAGAAGCAGUUACUGAUGUAGAAUACAAAGGUUACCUAAUUCCCAAAGGCUGGAAGGUCAUGCCUUUGUUUAGGAAUAUCCACCACAAUCCUGAAUUCUUUCCUAAUCCAGAGCAAUUCAACCCAUCAAGAUUCAAGGUCGCGCCGAAACCCAACACAUUUAUGCCAUUUGGAAGCGGUGUCCAUGCCUGUCCUGGAAAUGAGCUAGCUAAGCUAGAAAUGCUCAUUAUGAUUCAUCAUCUAGUCACUAAAUACAGAUGGGAAGUGGUGGGAUCCGAAAGUGGGAUUCAAUGUAGUCCUUUUCCAGUGCCAAUACAUGGACUUCCUGCAAGAUUUAAGAAGGAAUCUACCCACGAAAAGGGAGCAGCAUGUGGUGCUUCUUAUGAUAUGUAAAAGGCAAACUUAGCUAUCAUUUUUUAGCCCAUCCCCAUAUUAAGUCAUCUGAGGAUAGAAGAUUCCUGCCUUUUGCUCUAUAAUGUUGCCUUUUUGUACCACCUCUAUUGAUGCAAUUUUCAAUCAAGAUAUAUCAGCUAGUAUUAUUAAAGAGACAUUGGACUGAAUUGAAGAGCUUGUUUGACUUUUGCCUUUUGUUUUCGUUUUCUUUUUUCUUGAUAUGUAAAAUCGAAAGAAUCAUCCAGAAGAACAAUGCCACGUAAGUCUCUGAUUUCUCGGUGUGAUUACAAAAGCAGCAGAGGGAAGGAGUGCCCUCCAGAUGAGGACAUCUUCUUGGUCAAAUAAAAUUUCCUGACCACACUUAAUGCACCUUUCGGUUGAUACGAUCAUGUUCUCAAAUCAUUUCAGAAUUUGAUAGAAUCUGUCGAAGUUGUAAAGGAUGCUACCUUUAAUAAUAAUAAUAAUUGGAAAAGCUGUGUAAUAUACAAAUCAAUCAUAGAAGAAUUUCAUACGUA
Erigeron canadensis is the source of this 2038-nucleotide messenger RNA. Its product is annotated as abscisic acid 8'-hydroxylase 4-like. The record is from RefSeq and is a predicted model, not a curated record. Lineage: Eukaryota; Viridiplantae; Streptophyta; Magnoliopsida; Asterales; Asteraceae. The coding region runs from base 72 to 1523 and encodes 483 amino acids. Gene Ontology annotation, molecular function: heme binding; (+)-abscisic acid 8'-hydroxylase activity; iron ion binding. Gene Ontology annotation, biological process: sterol metabolic process. The transcript is spliced from 9 exons.